AUGGGGGCCUCGGUGUGGGGCUCUGUUGUUGGGAAUGGGGGCCCUCGGUGUGGGGCGCUGUCGUUGGGAAUGGGGCCUCGGUGUGGGGCUCUGUCGUUAGAAAUGGGGGCCUCGGUGAAUGGGGGCCCUCGGUGUGGGGCUCUGUCGUUGGGAAUGGGGGCCUUGGUGUGGGGCUAUGUCGUUGGGAAUGGGGCCCUCGGUGUGGGGCUGUCGUUGGGAAUGGGGGCCCUCGGUUUGGGGCUCUGUCGUUGGGAAUGGGGGCCCUCGGUGUGGGGCUUUGUUGUUGGGAAUGGGGCCCUCGGUGUGGGGCUCUGUCGUUGGGAAUGGGGGCACUCGGUGUGGGGCUCUGUCGUUAGAAAUGGGGGCCUCGUGUGGGGCUCUGUUGUUGGGAAUGGGGGCCCUCGGUGGGGGGCUCUGUCGUUAGAAAUGGGGGCCUCGGUGUGGGGCUCUGUCGUUAGAAAUGGGGGCCUCGGUGUGGGGCUCUGUCGUUGGGAGUGGGGCUCUGUCGUUGGGAGUGGGGGCCUCGGUCUGGGGCUCUGUCAUUGGGAAUGGGGGCCUCGGUGUGGGGCUCUGUCGUUGGGAAUGUGGACCCUCGGUGUGGGGCUCUGUCGUUGGGAAUGGGGGCCCUCUGUGUGGGGCUCUGUCGUUGGGAAUGUCGGCCCUUGGUGUGGGGCUCUGUCGUUUGGAAUGUGGACCCUCGGUAAAUGGGGGCCUCGGUGUGGGGCUCUGUCGUUAGAAAUGGGGGCCUCGGUGUGGGGCUCUGUCGUUGGGAGUGGGGGCCUCGGUCUGGGGCUCUGUCGUUGGGAAUGUGGACCCUCGGUGCGGGGCUCUGUCGUUGGGAAUGUGGACCCUCGGUGCGGGGCUCUGUCGCUGGGAAUGUGGACCCUGGGUGCGGGGCUCUGUCGUUGGGAAUGGGGGCCCCUGAGGAUGGAGAGCGGGUGA
Knipowitschia caucasica is the source of this 942-nucleotide messenger RNA. The record is from the annotation of a GenBank genome assembly. Lineage: Eukaryota; Metazoa; Chordata; Actinopteri; Gobiiformes; Gobiidae.